This is a messenger RNA of Pipistrellus kuhlii (Kuhl's pipistrelle), 7844 nucleotides long. It is a transcript of the gene COL25A1, whose product is annotated as collagen type XXV alpha 1 chain. The transcript has 39 exons. The record is from RefSeq and is a predicted model, not a curated record. Bases 761 to 2845 code for a protein of 694 amino acids. NCBI's taxonomy places the organism in Eukaryota, Metazoa, Chordata, Mammalia, Chiroptera, Vespertilionidae.
GCCGUCGGCGCCGGGCGCGCGCGCACUCACACUCACACACACACACACACACUCACGAGCAUCCCGAAGGGUAUUUAAAGGCUUGCACGCGAGGGGCUGUGGAGAUCCUGGGGGCAGCCGCGACUGGGGCCUCGCCACUCGCUUUUGCUCCUGGGUUUAUUCCGUUCCCUUUCCUCUCUCCCCUCUGCCCCGCGGUACCCGUGGAGCGCUGCGCUCCCGCCGCCGCCGCUCUCAGCCCCCCCUAUUUUUUUUGCCUGGCACCGCGUCCAGGUGGGACCCGUUAGCGGAGAAACGCCGACUGGGUAGCCAUAAGGCGGACCCACCGAGACGCAACAGGUCUGCGCGGCGGGGCGAGGGGAGCGGCGGCCCCCGCGGCCGUCUCCCACGGUCCCCGGCCCCCGGUGCGCCGCGCGCAGGGACCUCCGAGGGGUCCGUCCUCAGAGGCGCGGGGUGGUCAGCAGGACUCUACGAGGUGGGCUUCUUUCUGGUCUUUGCCUUGUGGCCACCGGUCCGUAGACGGAGGGUGCCCUUCACCCCCAGUUAGGAGAGGAGGAGAAGAAGGCGGAGGGACGGUCCAGGACCGAGGAGCGCGGGGAGGGGUCCAUCUCCGCGCGCCCCUCUCCCACUCCGCCAACUAGUUCUGUGCAGCCCGCCGGACGGAACUUUGGAGGAAUCGUCCUUUUUUCUUCUUUUUUUUCCCCCCUUUCCUUUUACGGUUAUUGGAAGUGGUCGAGGGUGGGAGGCAGCGGACCCCGCCACGAUGCUGCCGAAGAAGCCUGCAGGAAAAGGAGGGCCCGGGGAGCCGGGCUCCGAGGACCCGAGCCUCGCCCGGCGGCAGCGGUGUGCCCGGACCGUGCCCCCGAGCGCGGCCCUGGCAGCCCUCCUGUCAGCGGUGGCCGUGGCGUCCUGUCUGUACCUGGGGGUGAAAACCAACGACCUCCAGGCGAGGAUCGCCGCUCUCGAAUCCGCCAAAGGGGACCCUUCCAUCCGCCCGCUUCCCGAUUGCCUGGAUCAGCUCAAAGCAGUGGUGCAGGAGAAAGUGGAGCGACUUCUGGCUCAGAAAUCCUAUGAACACAUGGCCAAAAUAAGAAUCGCAAGAGAAGCACCUUCAGAAUGCAACUGCCCAGCAGGCCCUCCAGGGAAACGAGGUAAGAGGGGCCGAAGAGGAGAAUCUGGUCUUCCUGGUCAGCCUGGUCCUCAGGGUCCUCCUGGUCCCAAAGGUGAUAAGGGAGAACAAGGUGAUCAGGGACCCCGGAUGGUGUUUCCUAAAAUCAAUCAUGGGUUUCUCUCUGCUGAUCAGCAGCUCAUUAAACGCCGCUUGAUUAAGGGCGACCAAGGACAAGCUGGGCCCCCAGGCCCGCCUGGCCCUCCAGGCCCACGAGGGCCUCCUGGAGACACAGGGAAAGAUGGCCCCCGCGGAAUGCCAGGAGAGCCGGGUGAACCAGGGAACCCAGGAAAACAAGGCUCAAUGGGUCCUAUGGGGCCUCCAGGACAAAAGGGUUCUGUUGGAGCACAUGGAAUUCCAGGGUUGAAUGGGCAGAAGGGUGAGCCCGGGUUGCCUGGAGCAGUGGGACAGAACGGAAUACCAGGGCCAAAGGGAGAACCUGGAGAGCGAGGAGAAAAGGGAGAUGCUGGCGAGAGUGGUCCCAAAGGUGAUGCAGGAGAAAAGGGUGACCCUGGAUCAUCUGCUGCAGGAAUUAAGGGAGAACCUGGAGAAUCUGGUCGUCCAGGGCAAAAGGGUGAACCAGGGCUUCCUGGGCUUCCUGGACUUCCGGGGAUAAAGGGUGAACCAGGUUUCAUUGGUCCUCAAGGAGAGCCAGGCUUACCAGGCUUACCAGGAACAAAGGGUGAGCGAGGGGAGGCAGGGCCUCCCGGAAGAGGUGAGCGAGGGGAGCCUGGAACUCCUGGAGCAAAGGGGAAACAAGGUGAAUCAGGAGCUAGAGGCCCAAAGGGGUCAAAGGGUGACCGUGGAGACAAAGGAGACUCUGGAACCCUGGGACCAAGAGGCCCACCUGGUCAAAAGGGGGAUCAAGGAGCCACAGAGAUCAUAGACUACAAUGGCAACCUCCAGGAAGCCUUGCAGAGGAUUACCACCUUAACUGUCACGGGUCCCCCUGGACCACCUGGACCUCAAGGACUACAAGGGCCAAAGGGAGAGCCAGGAUCGCCAGGAAUCCCAGGAGUUGACGGAGAGCAGGGACUCAAAGGCUCAAAGGGAGACGUGGGGGAGCCAGGUGUGCCAGGUGAAAAAGGAGGAAUCGGACUUCCUGGAUUACCGGGUGCCAAUGGGAUGAAAGGAGAAAAAGGAGACUCUGGAUUGCCUGGUCCUCAGGGCCCUUCUAUCAUAGGCCCACCAGGCCCACCAGGUCCCCAUGGCCCACCAGGCCCCAUGGGACCCCAUGGACUUCCUGGACCAAAGGGUGAACCAGGGUUAAAUGGUGUUAAAGGAUUGAAGGGUGAACCAGGUCAAAAGGGUGACAGAGGACCCCUUGGUCUUCCAGGAGCAUCUGGCUUAGACGGAAAGCCAGGAGCCCGGGGGACAGAUGGCCCCAUGGGACCCCAUGGCCCUGCAGGUCCCAAAGGAGAAAGAGGCGAAAAAGGCGCUGUGGGAGAGCCCGGACCCAGAGGGCCCCAUGGCCUGCCCGGGAAAGAUGGAGAGCCUGGUCUUGAUGGCUUCCCUGGUCCACGAGGCGAGAAGGGCGAUCUAGGAGAAAAGGGAGAAAAGGGAUUCCGUGGCAUUAAGGGGGAAAAAGGGGAGCCAGGCCAGCCUGGCCUGGAUGGGCUGGAUGCCCCUUGCCAAUUGGGUCCAGAUGGAUUACCCAUGCCUGGCUGUUGGCAAAAGUGAUGAAACUAACCUUCCGAGCAUGAAGUUGUGUAUAUAGUGGUCCACUCUUUAUAUUUAUAGUUGAAAAUUGAAUUGCAGAUUUUACAAGUCUGAGAUAUGUUUACAUAUAGCUGCUUCUUCCUGUUUGCAGUAGUACACGUGUCCAUCUUUUCUUCGCUUACAUCCAAAAUUGGGCAACAUGUGAAACUAGUGAGAAGCCUGCAGAAAACUAUAGAUCAGUAUCUCUUUAUCUUAUGUAAAGAUGCCUAUUUAUAUGGACAUAUCAGUGAUAGAGAAUGAUUGUUCUUGCUAUUUUCUUACUUUGGGCUUACUACUUGCAUGGACAAAAGGGGCCAUGAAAUAGUUUACAUAAAAUUGUGACCAAAUAUGGACUCAAAACUAUGAAAAUGUACCAUACUGACCAAUGUUAGCGUUUAUCGUCACAUUCCUACUCACCUUCGCUAUUAGCACGGAGUUCACACCACCCGUUGAAACUGACUAAAAAAGCAUGUCCCUGCCAGACCUGCCUGCUGUUGUGCACCUUCAGAUGCUAGCAUGCCUCCUGAUGAGUCCUUCCGUCACAUCUGAGCUUCUCUUUCUUUUGUCAUCUCAAGGGGGUUACACCGUGGCUUAUUGCCAAAAAGAGAUAAAGUGGUGGAGAGCACACACACAAGUGGUCUUGUAUUUUGAGGGCGUUGCAGUCCCAGCUGCUGAUCUACAGCGUCCAGCAUUGUGGGCUCCCGUGGCCACCUUGGUUGAAAUAGCAAGGGGCUGAGCUGGUUGUGCCGCUCAUUUUCCUUGGGCUGCCCUUGGCAGUGAAGACAGGAAAGAGGACCAGUUCAGUACCCUGCGCUGCCUCUCCUGUGACCAAGCAGGAAAGAGGUGUAGGAGUGCAGGCGCCCAGAACAGCAAACUUUUUCUUCUGAUAAACUGACUUCCAGCAGGUGUUGGUAUGGGUACUUUUGGAAAAAUGACAGAGACAUACAGCUCUUCUUUGGCGUAGAAGAUCCUUGGAAUGGCAGCCUCUGAUUCUUAGGAAAGGGUGUGUCCCUCCCGACAAAGCUCAGGUUGCUGAAGAGAUCACACUUCCUGAAGGGGGCUCACUCCACAGUCUCUGCUGAAGCUGAUGCGAGAGCCUCCGUUCUCUCCCAAAUCAAACUCAUUUCAAACAUUUUCUACAAAGUUCUAGAAACAGAACAUGUUUCCAGCUCUUAUAAAUACUUUUUCUUGUCUUUCUUUUUUUAUUCCAAGGAAUACUAAGCUGAGACUCUUUUGUCAUAUUUGUUUGAACUUUUUUUCAAAAAAGAAAAGUCUUCAAACUCUAAUAACGGAACCAAUAAUCAAGAUAACGUUUUACUAACUUUCUUUCUCAUUAUGAAUAAUUGAAGAGAAUGGAAAAGAAGCUCCACUUUCAGUUCAGUCAUUGUAAAGUAUCAAAGUUAAGAAAUUUUUUUCAGUACUUUUUGACAUUUUUUUUUUCAUAUGAUAAAUAUAACAUACAUAGUGAUUAUCACUUAAGAUAAAGUCAAGAUUUGGUCACAUUUGAUAGUAUUAACUCAUUUCUAUAUUUUUAUAGUUCUACUUAGAUAUAAGUUUUGUUCAUAUUUAGAUUUCUCUUUUUUUUUCUUUACAUUUCUUAUGCACAGACCAAAUCUGAGAUCUCAGAAAGCUGUGAAAUAUAGUUGCCGUCUAGUUUCCAUUAAGAGUAUUUUUUCAUCUUCUUGCUCAAAAGUUACCUAGCUGUAUUAGACUGAGCAUUUCUUUGCACAGUAAAGUGUUGGUAGCAUGUUUUGAAAUGGCUUGCUCUACGUGGAAGAGUUCCAUUAGGAGAAACAUCAUCAAUGAGGAAUAAUCACUUUUAGCUUAUGGGGCAAUAUAAUUUUUCUCUGGACUCAACACCAUUUUGUGGGAAAUUUUCAAGUUUCAUGCAUAGGUUGUUACCACCAGAGGGGAACCUAAUUCAUCAUUGACUUGGGCUGACAGAAAUUAAGAUAUGAUUUUAAGACAAGGACCCUAGGUCCUUAUGAUCUCUUUCAUAUUAUGUAACCAAAUGCUCAAUUAUCACAUUGCCUUUUUUUAAUUUCCAUUAAGUUUUCAAGAUUGGAAAGAUGUUCAAACUAUUACACCCACCUAACUGGUCACAUUUCUAGUAACAUUCCACACUCUGAAGCCAAUUUGGCAUUUUUUAAAACAAUAGAGGGCAUUUUUCUAAUGAUCUCUUCUAUGACAUGGUUAGGAUGAGGUAUUAUCGUUCAAUGUCUAAAACGACUUGUCUUAAAUAGAUUGGGAAAAUGAACUAAAGCGGGUAGAACUACAGUAUUUUCAGGAAACCAAACAGUAGUGUCUUGAGAAAAAUCUGGUGGCUAUAUUUCAUUCUAUGUAUCUUUCUUACUCCUUUAGUAAAAACAGGUAUCAAGAUGGAUCACUAUUUAAAACUUGCACAGCUUCUAAAGAGAAUACCUCAAAAGAUAAUCAUUUUAUGUACAAAAUUUUUUUAAAUACAGCCCUUAAGAAUAUUGUUCUGUUCUAUGUGUAUAUUGGGAUUUUGCUCUGUUUUUACAACAUUGACUUUUAUUCUAUGAUUAAGGAAUAAAAUUAACUUCCAUUACAUUUAUUUCCUUUGGACAAACAAAGGGAUGAUAGCACUCCUCUUUGUUCAGUGGAAUUACUAGGUCUUAACCACUAUGGAUAAUCUUAAAUUUUUGGUUCCUAAAAUAUUUCCAACCAUCCAUUUCAUCAUCAAAUAAUUGCCAAAUGAACUAAUAAAUUAUGUUUGCUGAUAUAUGUGUUGGCAGAUACAUAUUUUUCUUAAAGAUUUCUUUCUUUUAAUUUAUAUUAUUGAAUAGAGGAUUGAGAUAAACCCCUGAAGGACACAAUGGAAAUAAGUCAAAAUCAGGUUCUAUUUCCGAUAAGCACCUUCUAAGGAUACCAAAUUGGUAUGUGUUUUAGCUUUAAAAUUGUUUUUCAUUCAUGAUGGUGCUGAUGUAUUUCUUUUUCUUUAUGGACGGUGAAACUCUACUAUAGAUUUCAUUUCCCAGUUUAAUAGCAUUCCUAAACAGUUAGUGUGUGGUUUUAUUUUUUCAUGUUCAUGAAUUUGUUGUAAUAAUGGUACAAGGACUAGUCUUUUUAAAUGUAAAAGAAUACAAAACAGUAUAAGCUCCAGAUGAUAUGUCCUUACUUGGAUCAUGGAUCCUCUUAUUACAUGUUCUUGUCAUAUGCUGUAUGCCUUUUAUCAACUUUCAUUUUCAUCUUUUAACUGACUUAAUUUGAUUAAGUGUGGCAAAACCAGAAUUAUUGUAGAUGUCUGCAUACAUUCAUAGCAUACCUGAUGCAGAAAUAUGCCUAAAUUUUUCUUCUAGUUUUUAUUUUCAUUAUGAAAAGCAGUCUUGGAGAGUUUUUCUUUUUUAUUUGAUUUUAUAUAAAACUUGAGAAUAUCUUGAAUUUCCAUCUCCCAAAAAAAUGUUCGUUCUUCAAUUUACUUCCUGUGCAUGAUGUUCUAAAGGGACAGCAAGAACUUACCAGUAUGCAUCUAGUAGUUCAUCCUACAUGUCCUUUCCUGGUUUGUAAAGUGAUCAGAUCAGCAUGUCAGUAGCUAUGGAAAAAUUGUCUUUGGUAGCUUAUAUUUUUAUCACUUGGAAAAUGUGCUUAAUUUUCCAAGGUUUAAAUUUUUUUAAUAUUACUAUUGUAGCAUAAAAUGUUAAUACUAUUUUUCAUCUUUUCUUGGCCCUCUGUAUGAUUUUCUCAGAAGUCAGUUAUGUUUGCAUGGUGAAUGAUGUAAUUGUAGAAAUAUGCCAAUAUUGGCAUCUUUCCUAUUUCUUGAUAAUCAAGUAAUAUCAAUAAUUACAGUUCCAAAAGUAAACUUUUUCAAGUUAUAUCAAAACAAAACACAAAAUCCCUGCUAUCUCUAGAAAGUCAAGACCAUAACAACGUAUUCAUAUAUUCUUAUAAAUAACAAUUACCUGUGUUUGAUUCUGGCUGUUAAAAUUAUUCAUUCCUAAUGGAAUUAACAUAAUUGACCAAUGAUGAUUUUGUCAGCCUUCUGUGUGUACCUCUACUUUUGUUGAAUAACUUCACAUUGACUAGAUAUACUAUAUGCCAUAAACUUAAAUUUUUAGUGGGUUUAAUUUUCAUUAAUACAAUACUGAAACAUUUUAAUGGCAUGUCUGAUUUUUUCAUGUAUUUAAAUGCAUAAGAUUUCCUGUGCAGCUUCUUGACAGAAUUGUCCUUUUGGGAAUAGGAAGACUUUUCAACCUGACCAGUUAUGAUUUAUUGAUAACUUAAUAAAUUACCAUCAUUUCUCAAAAUGCGGUUGAUAAAUUGGAUUCACAAAAGAAUGUCUUAUUAUUGACAUUUAUGUGGACGUUCUUUAUGCUGUUGUAAAUGUUUCAUGCAACUUAAUAACAUUUUUAAAAGAUGUAUGUAUCUGAUUUUCCUUUAGAAAAUAUUAUAUUUUUAUUUGUAUUUUUUACAUGUUAAAGUUCAUCUCUAUGUGCAGCUAUUUUUAUAUUGCCAAAAAAAAAUCACAUGAAUACAAAAUAAAAGGAAAAUGCAGAAAACAUAUUUUGGCAAGCAUUACACUGCAUAUUUUUCUUAAUGUUUUGUGGGCCAGUCCCAUGUAAUUGAUUAUUCUAAGAAUGUGUUAUGUGUUAUCACUGUAAAUAUGGAACAAACCUGUUUUUCUCAGCAGUGUAAAUAAUUGAAAGAUUGAAUUCUCUCUGUUUGAUUUCUUAUUUCAGUUUCAUUUUAAUUUCUCCUGCUGACAUUGCUGAAUCAAAAGAAGUGUGUGGUUUUCAAUUUGCAGUUUGAAGAUAAUUGCAUUAUGCUCAGUUUCUCAUUUGUCUUUAUUUGCUUUUGUAACUUGUUUACAGGGUUCCUAGUUUGUGAGAAGUUGAUCUUCAAAAUUAUUUUUACACUAUUUAUGACUUAUUUUCAUAAUGUACAAAGUGUGUAAUUACUACAAUAUUAAUCCAAACAAUGGAAAUGAAUUGAACUGUUAUAAAGCUUUAUUGAUGUUCAUGAA